AUGGUUAAAUUAAAGCAAACAAGCAAAAGGCAAACAUUAAAGCAGAAAUAUUCGAUUAUAAAAAAAGUAGCUGCUCAUAAGAAAAAGUUAAAAAAAAUAAUAAAAAAAACAAAUAUUCAUAAUAGAAGGGCAACAAAAAAUUCUUUAAAAAUACCUGAGUGUAUAUUUAAGAAAAGUAUUUUAAAAAAUAUCAAAACCAUUGCAGAAAGUAAAAAAAAUAAAAAUUUUGAGAAAUGUACAGAAAUUAAAAUUGAUGAUAUUAAUGAAUCUACAGUAAGAAAUGUCAAAUAUUUAUUAAAUAAUAAUUCAUCAAAGGAUAAUUUAGAUGAUACCAUUUCAGAAGUAUAUUUAGAAAAUAUAAAUUUUAACGAUUAUGUUCAAUUAGAUUUUAAUAUAAAAAUGAAGAUAUUUGAGAAAGUGAAAAAUGAAAAUUACUCUAAAUUAAACGAUAAAUAUUUAUUUAUUGAUAGCCUAAUAGAAGUAAUAAAAAAUAGUGAUGCCAUUUUUUAUAUUGUAGAUAUAAGAAAUCCUUUAUUAUAUUUAGAUAAAGAUAUAAUUGAUUUUAUUAAAUUAUGUAAAAAAGAAAUUAUUAUAAUUUUAAAUAAAUGCGAUUUAGUAGAUUCUGGUAUAAUACAACAAUGGCUUACUUAUUUUCGUAAUUAUUUUAUAACUCUACCUUUUAUAUGCUUUAUUAAGAAGAUUCCUAGCUAUUUGAAUAAAAACAAAUUGCCUGAAAAGUUAUAUGAUCACUUUAUAAAUAAAAGUUAUGUAAAAUAUAUUAAAAAUAUUUUCAAAAAUACAAAAAUCACAUAUGGUAUUAUAGGACACAUUUAUACAGGAAGAAAUAGCUUUAUUCAUACUUUGUUAAAUGAAAUGAAUUAUAAUAAUAAAAUACAACGAGCAGACAUUAAAAUUGAUGAAAAUAUUAAUAUAUAUGGCAAAUAUGGAUUAAUUUUAAAAAAAAAUUUGACGGGAAUAGAAUUGGUUAAAAAACUGCAUUCAUUAGAUAAAAAAGAAGUUACAACACUUUUAGAUGAAUUUUUAUCUUGUUUAAGUGGGAAGAAUUUAAUAAAAUUGUUGAGAAUUUUAAAGGAAGAUCAUAUUAUUGAUAAAUACCAGUUACAUUUUUCGGCUAACGAUGACAAAUUAGAAAAGAAAGAAAAAAAAAGGAAAAUAAUUCAUUUCUUUUUAUAUGAAAAUGGGGAAAAUAACAUUAAUGUUAAUAAUAUGAAAAAGUUAUAUAAUAAAUUAUUUUUAAAUAAAAUACUAUAUUACAUAAUCCCAAAAAGCAAAAUAACAUAUUUUAAUGAAAACCCCGAUUUUUUAAAAGAUUUUGCUAAUUUGAAUGAUAAUGUUUAUCAUAAAAUUGAUGAAUUUAUACUUUCUCAAAAAAAAAAAUAUAGUAAUUACAUUAUAAUUAAAAGUGAUAAGUUUAAUUUUUAUACUUAG
Messenger RNA from Plasmodium relictum, 1449 nucleotides. RefSeq names its product nucleolar preribosomal GTPase, putative. The transcript has a single exon. Gene Ontology annotation, cellular component: nucleolus. The record is from RefSeq and is a predicted model, not a curated record. Bases 1 to 1449 code for a protein of 482 amino acids. NCBI's taxonomy places the organism in Eukaryota, Apicomplexa, Aconoidasida, Haemosporida, Plasmodiidae.